Messenger RNA from Canis lupus familiaris (dog), 1013 nucleotides. It is a transcript of the gene MS4A7, whose product is annotated as membrane spanning 4-domains A7. NCBI's taxonomy places the organism in Eukaryota, Metazoa, Chordata, Mammalia, Carnivora, Canidae. The record is from RefSeq and is a predicted model, not a curated record. Gene Ontology annotation, cellular component: trans-Golgi network; plasma membrane. Gene Ontology annotation, biological process: cell surface receptor signaling pathway.
CUACUGAUCUGAGAAAGGGGCGGGAAGUCUCAGAGGCUGGAGGCCAGAGGAGCAAGGUCAUUCUGGCAGGAAUGACCAGUAGGAAGUUCUGGCUGAGAGUUCCCCAACAGAGAGCUGGCCGACCCGCUACCCUCACAGGACUGGGCUGCAAAACAGCAUCGUCAGCACCAUGCUAUCACAGCUGAAGACCAAGGGAAUCUGUGACUCUUCUACUCCAAAUGGAAUUAUUGUCCUCAAAAGAGAGAAACCUAGACACGGCUAUGAAAAAGAAGGUAAUCCACAGAACAAUCUGCGGAAAGAAGCUACAGUCCUUGGAAUUAUCCAGAUCCUGUGUUGCCUGUUGAUUUCAAGUUUGGGGGCCAUUUUGGUUUCUGGUCCCUACUCUUCCCACGUCAAGCCAACAAUUUCCACCAUUUUGAUGUCUGGGUACCCAUUUGUAGGAGCUCUAUGUUUUGCCAUUACGGGAUCCCUCUGCAUUAUUUCUGGGAAAAAGUCAACUAAACCCUUUGCCAUGAGCAGCCUGACCUCAAACGUGGUGAGUUCUCUCGCCGCUGGAGUAGGCCUCUUCCUCCUUGCUGAUGGCCUGGUAGCCCUGGGGACUGUCUCUCAACGCUGUGACUCAGAAAGGGAAUAUCUAUCCUCCCUGCCUUAUUCGAUGUACUAUUACGCGAUAUAUGAAUUCAAGGAAUGUCUCCUGGCUAGCGUCAGUCUGACGGGGCUGCUGGUGGUGAUGCUCAUCUUCACUGUGCUGGAGCUCCUGAUGGCUGCAUAUGCUUCUACUCUUUGGUGGAAACAGGUGCACUCCAACAACCCUGGGAGUGCAUUUUCCUUGCCUCUGUCACUAGGUCAUAUCCAACAGGCCAAAAACUCUUCCAGGUCAUGGAUAGGAGUAACACCUUAGAAGAAAAAGGAGGAGAAAUCCAGAGCUCCUGGAAAAGUGUGAUUAGACUUUCCUGAAAUUUCAACGACUUAGACACCAAAAUAAACUUUUAGAAAACAGCUUUUGUUUUGCA